Molecule: messenger RNA, 580 nt
Organism: Pelagomonas calceolata
Lineage: Eukaryota; Pelagophyceae; Pelagomonadales; Pelagomonadaceae
Source: the annotation of a GenBank genome assembly
GGCAUGAAAAAACGCGCCUGGCAGCCGUCACGUGGCACCACGCCCUCGCCGACCCGACGUGACAACUUCCUGAACCCACCUGCGAGCCCCACGACCGCCGUUGCGACGAAUAGGCCCGCGAGCCACGCGCACGAAAAAAAAUGGCUGCCGCGGCCCCAGCAGCACCCCAGCCCUUCAGCCCCCAGGAGCACGCGCGCUUCGUAGAGGGCGUCGAGCAGUACUGCCGGGCCCACGCCGGCCAGGUCGGCGGCGACGCGUGCUGGGCCGCGAUCGCAUCCCACGUGCAGAACCGGAGCGCGGACGAGCUCAAGGCGCACGCGCAAUAUUAUUUGAUGAGCUUACAGUCGAGGAGCCCCGAGCUCGCGCGGGCGCCGACGCCCGUCAUCUGGACGGCCGAGGAGAACGCGUACUUCGAGGCCCAACUAGCGGUCGUCGACGAGGGCAGCCCCCAGCGCUUCGCGACGAUCGCUUCUGGAUUACCGGACAAGAGCGAGGACGACGUGAGGACGUGGUACGAGAAGCUCCUCGGGGAUUUGUUGGAGAUCGAGCGCGGCGCGCGCGCGUAACUAGAUGCUUAGGA